ACGGUAUGUGAGGAAGACUUGUACGGGAAGAGGAGCCAGCAGACGCGAGGGAGCGAUUCUAAGACCGGGUUGGUAUUUCACCGUGUGGAGGGGUUCUGCCGGUCCAGUCCGUCUGAAACUGAAGUCGUGUGGGAGUCUGUCUCCCGUUAGUUUGCUAACCCGCUAGUCUACCAGCGGCAUCUGCCUGCCUUCGUCUCAUUCUCUGCUCUGUGUCUGUCUCAGUGUUGUCAGGCGGCUCAGAACCUUUGGAGACCCACACCGUUAACAAAGCCACCCUGUCCCGCUGGGUUAGGAACCGUUUGUGUACAGGUGCCGGUUUCCCUGCGGUAGGAUGUCUGGACAGAGCAUCACAGACCGGAUCACCGCCGCCCAGCACAGUGUCACCGGCUCCGCCAUAUCCAAGACUGUGUGCAAGGCGACCACACAUGAAGUAAUGGGGCCGAAGAAGAAACAUUUGGAUUAUUUAAUUCAGUGCACAAAUGAGAUGAAUGUGAACAUCCCUCAGCUGGCUGACACCCUGUUCGAGAGGACCACCAACACCAGCUGGGUUGUGGUGUUCAAGUCCCUCACCGCCACACACCAUCUGAUGGUCUACGGCAAUGAGAGAUUUAUACAGUAUCUGGCUUCAAGGAACACACUGUUCAACCUCAGCAAUUUUCUGGACAAAAGUGGCCUACAAGGAUAUGAUAUGUCGACGUUCAUCAGGAGGUGUAGCCGCUACCUGAACGAGAAGGCUGUGUCCUACAGACAAGUCGCUUUUGACUUCACUAAAGUGAAAAGAGGGUCUGAUGGCGUGAUGAGAUCCAUGAACACAGAGAAACUCCUCAAGACCAUCCCAAUAAUCCAGAACCAGAUGGAUGUGUUACUCGAUUUCAACGUCAAUGCCAAUGAACUGACAAAUGGUGUUAUCAACGCAGCCUUCAUGCUUCUGUUCAAAGAUGCCAUCCGUCUGUUUGCAGCGUACAAUGAAGGCAUCAUCAACCUCCUGGAGAAAUACUUUGACAUGAAGAAAGUCCAGUGCAAAGAAGCACUUGACAUCUACAAAAAAUUCCUCACACGAAUGACUAGAAUCUCCGAGUUCCUCAAAGUAGCAGAGCAAGUCGGGAUUGAUCGAGGAGACAUACCAGAUCUGUCUCAGGCCCCCAGCAGCCUGCUUGAUGCUCUGGAGCAGCACUUGGCCUCUCUAGAGGGAAAGAAAGUGAAGGACUCGACAGCAGCCAGCAGGGCUAGCACACUCUCCAAUGCCGUCUCCUCCCUGGCCAACACCGGCAUAUCUUUCACCAGAGCGGAUGAGAGGGAGAAGCAGGCCGCCCUGGACGAAGAGCAGAGUCGCCUUCAAGCACUCAAAGAGCAGCGUCUGAAGGAGCUUCACAAAAACCCUGUGGCAGCAACCACAGACUCCUCCCCCGUCUUUGAGGAGGGCGGGACCAUCAACUCAGCCCCUACAAUCGACCUCUUUACCACCCCCAGCUCCAACAACAGCAUCUCCAAGGCAGCUAUUGAACUGCUCGACCUGCAGCCAGCGUUCCAGCCUUCACUGCCUCUCUCCACUACCAGCUCCUGGGGAGACUCCUUCUGUGGGCCAAGCCCUUACAACACCACUCCACUCUUCCAGUCUGAGCCCCCUGCUGUAGCUGGUCUCUUCAGAGGGUUUACAGCCUCCCCAACAGCCCAGCAGCAACAGAACCCUCAGGGCCUUAGCGUGGACUUUGACUCCGUGUUUGGCAACAACACUAUUGCUAACGACCUGGAUUCUACAGAUGUUUUAGGUGACCUCCUCAAACCCACAGUGGCGUCCUCACCCAACCAGGGCCUGACCCUGAACGGCCACAAACUUGUUUCCAACGACCUGGACUCGUCACUUGCAAAUCUGGUUGGCAAUCUGGGAAUUAGCAAUGGCACAGCAAAGAAUGAUCUUCACUGGAGUCAGCCUGGUGAGAAGAAGCUGACUGGUGGAAACAACUGGCAACCCAAAUCCGCUCCUUCUACCACCUGGAACCCUGCAGCCAUGGCACCAUCUGUCAUGGCAUUCCCUCCUACCACAACCACAGGCAUGAUGGCAUAUGGAAUGCCUCCCCAAGUGAGCUCCAUGAUGAUGACCCAGCCCACCAUGAUGUACUCCCAGCCUGGGAUAAGGCCAGCCAACCCUUUUGGCCCCAACCCAGGUGCACAGAUGCAGUUUAUGUAACCUGAAGGAGGAGGGGUUUUACCCCAAACCCAUCUGAAGAUGAUUUAAAACAAUGUCAACUAUCCAAGCAAAUGUGCAGUUUGCUUCUAAGGAAUGUCUCUCUGAGAAUAAAAAGCCCAACCAGACUUGAUCAACUCACGGUGACUGGGAGCGGCGUCACAGUGGACAUUGGCCCCGCCUAGUCCUGUGGAAGUCCUAGAAGAGAAGGAGCGUGCUGCCAUUCAACACCAUGUGGACAGCUUUCAGCCCUACUCUAUCCUGGACUAAGAGAAACACAACAGCUUUCUGACACUGCUGUAUGUACCUGGGGAAAACACUGAAGGUGGUUGUCACGGUAACACUGGGAGUUGUCUUUUUUUGUUCCUCUUUCUCCAGGUGAGCGAGGGAGAGUCACUUAUUUUGAUAAUCAAUCAUGAUUACCUACAUAAAGCAUCCCCACUUUAGGAAAACAAACUCCUUCAAGACAUGUUCAUGUAUUGUUUGCAGUAGACAUUCCGUAUGUAUUGUUUGUAUUUAUUUAUGAUUACCUACAGAGAAAAUGACAAAAAAAGUAAGUGUAACUUGUCGCUGACCUCCAGGUGGAAGGCCUUCAGAUUUAUUCACAGGAAUGAUUGGAUGUAGAAUUGGAUUUUGAGUGAUUGAGAUGAUUUUUUGAAAAAUAAGUUAAUAUAAAGUUUAAAGAGGCAUUUUGCUGUUGGGUCACUAAAUAUUCUCUUCACCUGCCUUUUACAGUUAUCUGUGGCUAUGGGGGUCACACUGAGGAUAUGUAUACCAUUUUUUUUUUUUUGUAUUCAAUAAAACCAUCAUAACAAUGGGGAAGAUUUCUACAAAAUUGUCGAGGGAACAUAUUUCCCACAUCAGCAGCACUCGAUUUUAUGAUUGAGGCAACAUUGCAUUGGAAAGGAAUCUGCAUUUAUGCUUUUGACGCUUUUGGCAUGCCAUUUAUUCUCACAUUUAACAAGCUCCUGGCUGCCCUUUUCCAACAUGAAUGUGCAGGGUCCCUCUCAUGCUCAGAUCAUGUUUCAAUAGCAAGCACUGGGGCAUUAAGACAAUGUGGCGGCACCGGGAGGCUCAGGUCACACUGCUGACAGGGGGCAGAGAGGUUUAAUGUUCAGCAGAAUAGAGCACUGUUGAUCGGUGCUUUGUGUAAAUAAAACCUUUUCCUGCCAAUCACAUGACGGGCGAGUGCAGGUAACAAAGAUGAUCUGAACAUAAAAGUGGUCCUUUAUCCAUAACUGAGCCUAUUUGCUGCGUUGACCCUGCAGAUUCUAUUUUUGUUUGUUUGAUUUUUUCCAAUAAAGUGCAAGCGUCAACACUU
Messenger RNA from Trematomus bernacchii (emerald rockcod), 3506 nucleotides. RefSeq names its product phosphatidylinositol binding clathrin assembly protein a (gene picalma). The record is from RefSeq and is a predicted model, not a curated record. Bases 332 to 2188 code for a protein of 618 amino acids. Gene Ontology annotation, biological process: synaptic vesicle budding from presynaptic endocytic zone membrane; clathrin coat assembly; clathrin-dependent endocytosis. The transcript has 20 exons. Gene Ontology annotation, cellular component: clathrin-coated vesicle; synaptic vesicle; clathrin-coated pit. Gene Ontology annotation, molecular function: phosphatidylinositol-4,5-bisphosphate binding; SNARE binding; clathrin heavy chain binding. NCBI's taxonomy places the organism in Eukaryota, Metazoa, Chordata, Actinopteri, Perciformes, Nototheniidae.